AUGUUAGCCGUCCUCAAGAUAGGGGCGGCCAACGUCGCGUUGAGCCCCAGCCACCCACCAGACCGCUUGCGAUGGCUUAUCGAUGAUGUUGACGCCGAAUUUAUCCUUUUCAGCGAAACUUAUCAAAGCCUCGCCCAAGAUAUUAGUCCCGGAGGCUGCUUCCGCGUCGGGCCGUCAAUGUUGAUAGGCGAUGUCCUCCAGGGCGAGAAGGGAGCACAAAAUAUCACACCGGAUGAUGUAUCAUUUCUCCUCUUCACUGGUGGCAGCACCGGCAAGCCCAAGGCCAUCAUGAUCGACCAUGUCGCCUUUUAUAGCAGCAUCAAAGGCCACGGCGGGAUCCUAUGCUACCACCAGGGCUCACGCAACCUUCAGUUCACGGCCUACACGUCCGACGUGAGCAUCAACGAGAUAUUUACCUCACUCAGCCACAGCGUCACCACCUAUAUCCCGUCAGACCAUGAGCGUAUAAACGACUUAGCGGGGGCAAUGGAGCGCGUGCGAGUCGACUGGGCGUUCCUAACCCCCAGCGUGGCCUCCCUUCUUGACCCCAACUAUGUGCCAACGCUCAAGACACUCCUGUUCAGCGGCGAAUCUGCUACACAUGCCGAUACACCGUCCAUCCAGGAAAUACUUGGCGUUGACCGCGCCCACGGACUGAUCUACAGGCAACUGCUGCUGCGUUCCACACUCGUCAGCGAAGUUGGAGGGCAGCGCUACUUGUUAUUGACGCUACAUCACUCUAUAUACGAUGCCUGGUCGUUGACCCGGCUCUUUUCGCUGCUGGAGAGUGCGUAUGAGCGUCUUGCCACUCCCCCAGAGUGGACCAAGCACAUGGCUGGGGCAUGCAGCGAAGUAGGCUUCAACCAGGUUGUGAAGUCCAUCAUGGAACAGGAUCAAGCCAAGGCGCUGGACUUCUGGGCCAGAUUCCUCAAGGGUGUGGAGACAAAGGCGCUUGUGCCGCCGGAGAAGAAGUGCGAGGCCAACACCAUCUUACGACAUAAGAUGAUGCUUCCACGUACCCCCGAAUCUGGCACCACCGGAAACAACAGAGCCGGAGCUCCUCCGCGGGUUACGCACGCUGUCAUGACUUAUGCCGCCGUCGCUUUGACCCUCCACAAUCAGCGGCAGGCGCAAGACACCGUCCUACGCCUCGUGUCGACCAGCCGCGUCACCACAGCGAUGCCAGACAUUGAGGACCUCGUCGGGCCGACGCGCUGGCAACCUGCACGAGUACUUGGCCCACGUACAGGCACAGGUACGACGCGUCAUGCCCUUCGAGCCGGCUUUGACGAGGCAUCCGGCGUCCACGCCGAAGCCGAGCGGGCUUGCCACCGUGCUCCGCAAAUCAUUGUUCACCCACACGAUUCCUACACGGAGCAACCUGCUGCCGGCCUGGGCCUGCGGCGCCGCGAGCUUUCGGCUCUCAACGAUGACGACAGCAUCCCCUUCACUAUGGACAUCUCGCUGCAGGUCCAGGGCAAGACCCUCAAGGCCCUUGACCUCCACGUCGUUUUCGAGAGCAAUCUCAUCCCUGAGCAUGAUGUCCGCCGCCUCGUCGCCGAGCUGGUGGUCAUAACACGCCGCAUCUCCUCGGCCACCUCGGGCGGCAGUGGAAACCCGGCUACGCUGACAGACAUUGUUCCAGCGGAGGAAGACAGUUUCAUGAUUAUGGACUUGGAGAGACACAUGACGGUGGCCCAAAAUGAACGCUGGGCUCGACAAAUAUUCUCUAGAUGAAGCGCUGGGGAAAGAACGCCCACCCCCCCUAGCGAUGAGGGGAACAGAAUGAUAAGAGAGCUUUGUUUACGGUGUUAAGUUUUGAGAUUUGGUGGCGUUAUGGAAUGAAUUAAUGUAGCUUUAGAAUACAAUCAGUGGCGCCUCUGUAUCGUACUGCAAUGGUUCAACUCUUAAGUGAGCCGUAAACUACAACCUAUCGAGGUUAACUUUUGUCGAGAGGGUCAGUUUCAGCACCUUUACAGUUUAAGUAAGACGAGUCAUAGCUCACGAUUUUGCCGCCGUUGAUGGGAC
Messenger RNA from Ilyonectria robusta, 2028 nucleotides. RefSeq lists its product as uncharacterized. The record is from RefSeq and is a predicted model, not a curated record. Gene Ontology annotation, molecular function: catalytic activity; phosphopantetheine binding. Gene Ontology annotation, cellular component: cytoplasm. NCBI's taxonomy places the organism in Eukaryota, Fungi, Ascomycota, Sordariomycetes, Hypocreales, Nectriaceae. Bases 1 to 1737 code for a protein of 578 amino acids. Gene Ontology annotation, biological process: amino acid activation for nonribosomal peptide biosynthetic process; secondary metabolite biosynthetic process. The transcript has 3 exons.